AGUUUGGUGAUGAAUCACAUGCAUACAAACAUUCUGUCAAUAUAAACCCACCACAAGAAAGCCUGGGUUCUUGUUGCUGCCUCCUGAAGGCCCUCUGUUCUCUCUCCUAAAGAUCAGUGGGCAAGACUGACAUUAUGGAGCAGAGGAAUCAGAGUGGGAGGGUAAGUGAGUUUGUGUUGCUGGGCUUCCCGGCUCCUGCGCCACUGCGGGCACUUUUAUUUGCCCUUUCUCUGCUGGCCUAUGUGUUGGUGCUGACUGAAAACACACUCAUCAUUAUGGCAAUUAGAAACCACCCCACCCUUCACAAGCCCAUGUACUUCUUUCUGGCUAAUAUGUCCUUCUUGGAGAUCUGGUAUGUUACUGUCACUAUUCCCAAGAUGUUAGCUGGAUUUGCUGGGUCCAAACAGAGCCAGGGACAGCUAAUCUCCUUUGAGGGCUGCAUGACCCAGCUCUAUUUUUUCCUGGGACUGGGCUGCACUGAAUGUGUCCUUCUUGCUGUUAUGGCCUAUGAUCGCUAUGUGGCCAUCUGCCAUCCUCUCCACUAUGCUGUCAUUGUCAGCGGUCAGCAGUGUGUGCAGCUUGCAGCUGGCUCCUGGGCUGGAGGUUUUGGUAUCUCCAUGGUCAAAGUUUUUCUCAUUUCUCGCCUCUCCUACUGUGGACCCAACAUCAUCAACCACUUUUUCUGUGAUGUCUCCCCAUUACUCAAUCUUUCAUGUACUGACAUGUCAACAGCAGAGCUUACAGACUUUGUUCUGGCCAUUUUCAUCCUGCUGGGGCCACUCUCUGUCACUGGGGCCUCCUAUAUGGCCAUCACUGGUGCUUUGGUACGAAUUCCCUCGGCUGCUGGGCGCCAUAAAGCCUUUUCCACCUGUGCCUCUCACCUCACUGUUGUGAUCAUCUUCUAUGCAGCCAGUAUUUUCAUCUACGCCCGGCCAAAGGCACUCUCAGCUUUUGACACCAACAAGCUGGUGUCUGUACUCUAUGCUGUCAUUGUACCUUUGCUCAACCCCAUCAUUUACUGCUUACGCAAUCAAGAGGUCAAGAGAGCCCUACGCCAUACGCUACACCUAUACCAGGGCCAGGACGCUAAGCGCAGGAAAGCGAGCAGAGAUGGGUAGAAAAUGCUCUUAAACUUGGCAUCUAUAUCUUCUAUGAAGUCCAGAGGAGUUCUUAUGCCCUAAAUUAGGGACUAGGGCUCAAAAACACCACCAUGGAACUAAUCCAGAAGGAAGAAGAGGGAUGGAUUGCAAGCUGGCAGCUGGAUUUCUGCAGGACAGCACUGUAAAUACAUGUUAGAAUGUUCCAUGUUAUCUACUCUAUUGUAAUUUACAUAGAACAGGUUCACGAAUCAUGCAUCCUGAUGGGAUGAGAAGGAUUGCCUCUGAGCAGAAGACUGACUGCACUUCAAUAUUUAAAUAAGCAAACAAAUGCAGAACUAAUAUCUCCCUAAAUGGCCUUUCCUGGGUUUGCUCUUUGUCUUAGUUCUGUGGCUGAAGGUCAUUUAGAAAAGGAAAGCAGAAGAAGGAAGCCAUUCAAGGAAGCACAGGCUUCAUUAUGGAAUAGAAUUAGGAGACUUCUGGUUAAUCUCUUCUAGCUGCAAACCACUGACGAUAGCUUAUGAGGUAGCAGAGGUCCAGGUGAUUAUUUUAGUAUGAAUUACAAGGCAAGCAGAUAGGAAACGGAGAAGUUUUGUGUUAGCAACAUGUCACCUAGUGGACUCCAGGUAUUUCUAUAUCCAUUUCCUGAUUUACGUAGGUCAGUGCACACACCAAGCUAGUGACUAAGUGCACUUAUUUAAUAAAUCUGUUUUACUA
This is a messenger RNA of Felis catus (domestic cat), 1814 nucleotides long. Its product is annotated as olfactory receptor 226. Gene Ontology annotation, cellular component: membrane. The record is from RefSeq and is a predicted model, not a curated record. Gene Ontology annotation, molecular function: olfactory receptor activity; G protein-coupled receptor activity. The transcript has a single exon. Gene Ontology annotation, biological process: G protein-coupled receptor signaling pathway. Bases 135 to 1118 code for a protein of 327 amino acids. NCBI's taxonomy places the organism in Eukaryota, Metazoa, Chordata, Mammalia, Carnivora, Felidae.